Molecule: messenger RNA, 3247 nt
Organism: Tachyglossus aculeatus (Australian echidna)
Lineage: Eukaryota; Metazoa; Chordata; Mammalia; Monotremata; Tachyglossidae
Product: solute carrier family 12 member 3-like
Exons: 28
Coding region: 1-3045 (1014 amino acids)
Biological process (GO): cell volume homeostasis; chloride transmembrane transport; potassium ion import across plasma membrane
Cellular component (GO): membrane
Molecular function (GO): sodium:potassium:chloride symporter activity
Source: RefSeq, a predicted model, not a curated record
AUGACUUCGCGCGGAGCCUCGGUCCAGGCGGGACCUCCCCGGCCCCCCGGAGGCGAGGGUGGGCUCCAGGGCCCGAGCUCGGUACCGGCCCGCCCCGCCCCGCCCCGGUUCCCCCGACGAAAGCCCGGGUCCUCCGCCUCCGAGCCCCGCCCCCUGAGCCGCGCCCCCUGCCCAGGCCCGAAGCAGGAGUCCCACAGUGCAGGCGCUCAAGUUAUGCAGCUGCAGCGCCUCGUCCGGGCGGCACCUGCGGUUGGCCGGGGGAGACGGGAGCGUCCGGCGCCUCCCAUUCAGGCGGAGGUGACGGCGGCGGCGGCCCCCGGCAGCCCCGAGGAGGGCUGCGGGGACCCGGACCCCAGAAGCGAGGAGGACCCGGAGAAGGCCGGGGGCGGCCAGGCCCCCGUGCGCUUUGGCUGGGUCAUGGGAGUCAUGGUGCGCUGCAUGCUCAACAUCUGGGGCGUCAUUCUCUACCUGCGGCUGCCUUGGAUCACCGCCCAGGCGGGCAUAGGACUCACGUGGGCCAUCGUCCUGCUCUCUGCCGUGGUCACCACCAUUACCGGCCUGUCCAUCUCGGCCAUUUCCACAAACGGCAAGGUCAAAGCCGGGGGGACCUAUUUCUUGAUCUCCCGCAGCCUUGGGCCCGAGCUAGGCGGCUCCAUCGGGCUCAUCUUCGCCUUCGCCAACGCCGUGGCCGUGGCCAUGCACACAGUGGGCUUCUCGGAGACGCUGUGCGAGCUGCUCCGGGAGUACGGGGUGCAGCUGCAGCAGAUGGAGCCCCAGAACGAGCUGCGGGUCGUGGGCGUCGUGACUGUGACCGUCCUGCUGGGCGUGGCCAUGGCCGGCAUGGAGUGGGAAUCCAAGGCCCAGAUCGUCUUCUUCUGCCUCAUCCUCGUCUCCUUUCUCAACUUCUUGGUGGGGACGCUGCUCCCCGCGAACCCCACCCGCCAGGCUAUGGGCUUCUUCGGCUACCGGGGGAACAUCUUCCUGGAGAACCUGAGCCCGCAGUGGCGAGGCUCUGAAGGCACUUUCUUCACCAUGUUCUCCAUCUUCUUCCCCUCGGCCACCGGGGUCCUGGCCGGAGCCAACAUUUCCGGGGAUCUCAAGGACCCUGCCACGGCCAUCCCCAAGGGGACUCUGCUCGCCAUCUUCUGGACCACCCUGUCUUACCUGGUCGUUUCCGCCACCAUCGGUUCCUGCGUGGUCCGCGAUGCGUCGGGGAACCGGACGGACAUGGGUGUCGGCAACUGGAGCUGCUCGGGUCCCGAAUGCCCCUACGGCUGGGACUUCAGCGCUUGCCGGGAGCGAGGGGCCUGCGCUUUCGGCCUGGCCAACCACUACCAGACCAUGAGCCUGGUGUCCGCCUUCAGCCCGCUGCUGUUCGCCGGCAUCUUCAGCGCCUCGCUGUCCUCUGCGCUGUCCUGCUUCGUGUCCGCCCCUAAGGUUUUCCAGUGCCUGUGCCAGGACAAGCUGUAUCCACUCAUCGGCUUCUUCGGCAAAGGCUACGGCCGGAACCAGGAGCCCCUGCGCGGGUACCUGCUCACCUUCCUCAUCGCCAUCGGCUUCAUCCUCAUCGCGGAGCUCAACUCCAUCGCCCCGAUCAUUUCCAACUUCUUCCUCUGCUCCUACGCGCUCGUCAACUUCAGCUGCUUCCACGCGUCGCUCACCCACUCUCCCGGCUGGCGCCCGUCGUUCCGCUGGUUCAGCCCGUGGCUGUCCCUGGCCGGCUCGCUCCUGUGUCUCCUCAUCAUGUUCCUGCUCACCUGGUGGGCGGCCCUGGCCGCGGUGCUGCUCGUGCUGCUCUUGCUGCUCUACAGCUCCUACCGGAAGCCCGACGUCAACUGGGGCUCCUCCGUCCAGGCCAGCUCCUAUCACAUGGCGCUGUCCUAUUCGGUCAGUCUGACCAGCGUCCAGGACCACGUCAAGAACUUCCGACCCCAGUGUCUGGUGUUGACCGGGCCGCCCGUCCAGCGCCCCGCCCUGGUGGACUUUGUGGGGGCUUUCACCAAACACAUCAGCCUCAUGAUCUGUGGAAACGUGACCGCGGAGCCCCAGGGCGUGCGGGACUCCGAGGACCACGUCAAGUGGCUCAACAGUCGCAAGAUCCGCUCCUUCUACACGGUCAUCUCCGCCCCGACACUUCGCGCCGGCGCCCAGAGCCUCAUGCAGGUGUCCGGCUUGGGCCGGCUGAAGCCCAACGUGCUGGUCCUGGGCUACAAGCACGAUUGGCAGGAGGAGCCGUCGGUGGCCGUGGAGGAGUAUGUGGGCGUGAUCCAUGACGCCCUGGACUCCAACUACGGCGUGUGCGUGCUGAGGAUGCCGGGGGGCCUGAGCCGCGCCCUGAGACCCCGCGCCCACGUGAACCCGCUUUUCUUGGACUCGGACCGCGCUGUGAGCCGGGAGCGAGGGGAGGGGGGCCCGGAGCGCAGGACAGUGCCCCCCGACCAGCAGCCUCGCACUCCGUUCCAGUUCAAGCAGGGUCGUCGGACAGUGGACGUCUAUUGGCUGAGCGAUGACGGGGGGCUGACCGUCCUCAUCCCCUACUUGCUGACACGGCGGAACAAGUGGGCCCGCUGCCCCGUGCGGGUGUUUGUGAGCAGCACCCCCGGUCAGUUGGAGGAAAAACGCAACGAGAUCCGCUCCCUCCUGACCAGGUUCCGCCUCGGCUUCCAGGAUGUGGCGGUACUGCCCGACCUCAGUGGGAGGCCCCAGGAGAAGAGCCAGAAAGCCUUUGAAGACCUGGUUGCCCCACACCGCUGCCAAGAGCCACCUGAAGAUCCUCCCCCUCCACCCCCUGCCGGGAGCAUCUCGGACCAGGAGCUGCAGUUCAACCAGAGGAAGUCGGAGCGCCAGAUGAGGCUCCAUGAGGUCCUGCAGCAGCACUCGGGGGAAGCAGCCCUCAUCGUGCUGAGCCUGCCUGUGGCCCCACGCACUGCCUGCCCGGGAGCCCUAUACAUGGCCUGGCUGGAGAUGCUGUCCCGGGGCCUCGCCCCCCCUGUGGCCUUUAUCCGAGGGAACCAGCAGGACACACUGACCCUCUACUGCCAGUGAAGGUCUCACGGACUCCAUGACUGUCCACUGCCAGUGACGGCCCCGCAGACGCCGUGACUCUCCACUGCCAGUGACUGUCCUGCAAACACCCUGACUCUCCACCACCAGCAACUGUACUGCAGUUGUUGUACGCUGUGAUUCUCAAGCAGCGUGGCUCAGUGGCAAGAGCCCAGGCUUGGGAGUCAGAGGUCGUGGGUUCUAA